CAUGCCUGCCAUUUAAUGAAAGCAAGAUGAACAACAGCAUUGUCACCGACUUUGUGAUUCUGGGCUUCACCCAAAAGCCUGAGCUCCAAGGAGUUCUUUUCCUCGUGUUUCUCUUCAUCUAUCUCAUGGCUUUUCUUGGCAAUAUGCUCAUUGUCAUCGCCAUAAUCUGUAACGCCACCUUGCACACCCCCAUGUACAUUCUGCUGUUGGCACUGGCUGUCGUGGACAUCAUCUGCACAACAAGCAUCCUGCCGAAGAUGCUGGAGACCCUGCUCGCUUCAGGGAAGACCAUUUCAUACGAGGGCUGCAUGACCCAGCUCUUCUUCUUCACAUGGUCUCUGGGGGCCGAGAUGGUUCUCUUCACCGCCAUGGCCUACGACCGCUCUGUAGCUGUCUGUUUCCCUCUUCGCUACAGGGCCAUUAUGAGCCACCGUAUGUGUGUGACUUUGCUUAGCAUUGUUAUGGCUAUUGCAGUGACCAACUCCUGGGCACACACAGGGCUCCUCCUGAGGCUGACCGUCUGUGGGCCAAACACCAUUAACCACUUCUUCUGUGAGAUACCCCCUUUGCUGGCUCUGUCCUGCAGCCCGGUGGGAAUCAACGAGGUGAUGGUUUGUGUUGCUGAUAUCACCCUGGCCGUAGGGGACUUUGCCCUGACCUGCCUCUCCUACAGCUUUAUCAUUGCUGCCAUCUUCCGCAUCCGCACAGCAGAGGGCAAGAGGAAGGCUUUCUCUACAUGCUCAGCCCACCUGACCGUGGUGUCCCUCUACUACUUCCCUGUGAUCUACACCUAUAUCCGCCCUGCUUCCAGCUACGCAUUUGAAAGGGACAAGGUGGUAGCUGCGCUCUAUACUCUCGUGACUCCCACAUUAAACCCAAUUGUGUACAGUUUCAGGAACAAGGACAUGCAGACAGGGAUUCGGAAAGUCUUUGCAUUUCUGAAAUAUUAAUGGUUUCAACAGGAAACAUCAAUUCUCUACUCUAGAAUCAUCUUAUAGAUAUCUUAAAUUUUACUGAUCUUUCAUAGUUACCUCCAACCUAAGUCUUCCUGUUCCCUCUUAUGAGAAAGAAUGUUCACUCCACUGUAAAAUAUUUAACCACUACUGUAAAGAUAGUAUGUGUUAAGUUUACUUGAAACUUAACUUUGAACUAGGUAGCAUGCAAACAUUCCUAGAAAGUUCACUACAUUUUGGAACCUUUAUUAAAGUUAAAUGUCUUUUGCUGGAAUUAAUCCAAAUGACUUCAAAGCAAAGUAAUUCCACUAUAUAUCUUUAAUGUAAUAUAAUCUAAAUGCAAAGAAGUGUCUGUCAUUCUGAGAUACAGUCCACAAAGUCUUCCACACAAACCAUUAUUUUCAACAACAAAAAAUCUUCAAGAUUAAAAACUGCAAGAACUCAUGAUGUAUUUUACCUUUAAACUGUGUUGUGCCCUAGCUCUGUCCACUCAAAGGGGUUCUAAAUAACACCCACACAGUAUCAUGGAACACUAACAGCACUGAGAUAAAAUCUAUAUCCUAUAAAAAGAAAAAAUAAUCCUUGGGGCAAUCGUAAAACUACCUGUCAGGGGGAGAAUGUAUAAAUGCAAGCUGGUAAUUAGUGCUCACCUAUGAAAACAAGAACGUGAUAGAAUAGGUCAUGAUAAAUGCAGUCAGUCAACAAUUUACAUGCUUUUACUGGCAGAGUGGAAACUAGUGCAUCAGUAUGGACAGUGAUUACAAUAAACUUAACCCAUCAAAUAUGUUUAAAUUCAGAAGUUCCAAAUGAUCCUAACAUAUUUUGAUGACAUAGGAGAUAUUUUAGCCAACCAACUCAUUAAACUGGUAAAAUAUAAAAAAAAUACUUUUUAAAUUUCCAAUAUAAUUUGCACAUCGGGACAUCAGAAUUGCCAAAUAAUUGGCUUAUGUAUAAUAAGGGUGUGUGUGUUUCCAAGAAGAAUUUCAGCUAAUAAACAAAGAUGGAAGAUAGAAUUAAAAUACCACCACCUUGACAGCUUAAAUGUAGGCAGUGAUCUCUGAUGGCCACAUGACAGCCCCAGAAGAGAGAGACGGGCACCAGUGUAGGUCAUCUUGCCUAAAAAAGCAGAUGACAAUUUCAUCAAAAAUGUUAUAUCCAACAAACAAUUUAUGGUAAUUGCAGAAGUCAGAUGAAAAUUACACCACGGAUAUACAUCCAACAAAAUCCAGACUAUGGGAAACUUUAUGACAAACUAUCCGGUUUCUUCAACAACAAUUAAAUCCAAAAAUUAAAUUAAAAACAAACAAAUAAAAAGAUAAAGGUGAACCUAUAGAAUAAUGAUUCUUACUUUUAUCCCCUUUCAGGCAAACACAUUUUACAAGAUCUAAAAUGUCAAUGAAAGGAACAUGAGCUCCGGCUGGAUAUUGGAUAAUAGCAUUUAGGAAGUGUUUUUUUUGUUGUUGUUGUUAUUAUAUGAAAAAGAGUUGUUUCUCAGA
Messenger RNA from Manis javanica (Malayan pangolin), 2449 nucleotides. The record is from RefSeq and is a predicted model, not a curated record. Lineage: Eukaryota; Metazoa; Chordata; Mammalia; Pholidota; Manidae.